This is a messenger RNA of Lotus japonicus, 5810 nucleotides long. Its product is annotated as brefeldin A-inhibited guanine nucleotide-exchange protein 2. Gene Ontology annotation, biological process: regulation of ARF protein signal transduction. The record is from RefSeq and is a predicted model, not a curated record. The coding region runs from base 254 to 5611 and encodes 1785 amino acids. Gene Ontology annotation, molecular function: guanyl-nucleotide exchange factor activity. Gene Ontology annotation, cellular component: trans-Golgi network. Lineage: Eukaryota; Viridiplantae; Streptophyta; Magnoliopsida; Fabales; Fabaceae. The transcript is spliced from 11 exons.
CCCAAAAAGCGCCAUUUCAAGACUCAGAAAGAACCAGUAACCUUCCCCGCGAUUCAGAUCCCACACUCUCACUCGCUUCCCCCGACUCACCAAGUCACCUCGCCGCCAUUGUUGAACCACCGCGCCGAGUUUCACCAACUCAUUCUCACAGCACCAUGGCAUCAAGAUCGUAGCAGAAAAUCGCCCGCAUUCUGUUUCUCCUGAGGCUAUUAGGCCUCGCGACGCCGAGUCAAAACUCGCUCCGAACUCGGGAAUGGCUUCCUCGGAAGCCGAUUCCCGUCUGAGCCAGGUCCUCGUCCCCGCACUCGAGAAGAUCAUCAAGAACGCUUCGUGGCGAAAGCACGCGAGGCUCGCUCAUGAGUGCAAAUCCACCAUCGAGAGGCUCAACCGCAGCACGCCGCAGCUUCCUCCCGGUUCUCCGUCCGAUACCGAACCGGAAAACUCGGAUCCCGGUCCACUCCACGACGGCGGUCCGGUCGAGUACUCGCUUGCCGAGUCCGAGUCGAUUCUUAGCCCUCUCAUCAAUGCCGCUAGCUCCGGCGUUCUGAAGAUCGCCGAUCCCGCCGUUGAUGCCAUCCAGAAGCUUAUCGCGCAUGGAUACCUCCGCGGCGAAGCGGAUCCCGGUGGCACCGCUGAUGAGGCCAAGCUGCUGUCGAAUUUGAUUGAAUCGGUUUGCAAAUGCCAUGAUCUGAGCGACGAUGCGAUGGAGCUGCUGGUGUUGAAGACGCUGUUAUCCGCGGUGACGUCAAUUUCGCUGCGAAUUCACGGUGAUUGCUUGCUUCUGAUUGUGAGAACGUGUUAUGAUAUAUAUCUUGUGAGUAAGAAUAUGGUGAAUCAGACAACGGCGAAGGCGUCGCUGAUUCAGAUGCUGGUGAUUGUGUUUAGAAGAAUGGAAGCAGAUUCAUCCACAGUGCCUAUUCAGCCUAUUGUGGUGGCUGAAUUGAUGCAGGCAGCGGAGAAAUCUGAUGCGGACAGUUCCAUGACGCAGUUUGUGCAAGGGUUUAUCACGAAGAUAAUGCAGGACAUUGAUGGGGUUUUGAACCCCGUGACGCCUAGUGGGAAGGUUUCAUUGUUAGGUGGGCAUGAUGGUGCGUUUGAGACCACCACGGUGGAGACCACGAACCCCACGGAUUUACUGGAUUCCACUGAUAAGGACAUGUUGGACGCUAAGUAUUGGGAAAUCAGUAUGUACAAGACGGCAUUGGAGGGAAGGAAGGGGGAGCUGGUGGAUGGGGAGCUGGUGGAGGAAAGGGAUGAUGAUUUGGAAGUUCAGAUUGGGAACAAGCUGAGGAGAGAUGCUUUCUUGGUGUUUCGGGCGCUUUGUAAAUUGUCUAUGAAGACACCCCCUAAGGAUGCAUCUGCGGAUCCGCAGUUGAUGAAGGGGAAGAUCGUUGCAUUAGAGUUGUUGAAGAUCUUGCUGGAGAACGCGGGAGCUGUCUUCCGGACUAGUGAAAGGUUUUUAGGUGCCAUCAAGCAGUACUUAUGUUUGUCAUUGUUGAAGAACAGUGCUUCAACUCUUUUGAUUGUUUUUCAGCUAUCAUGCUCCAUAUUCAUCAGUCUGGUAUCAAGAUUUAGGGCUGGAUUGAAAGCAGAAAUUGGAGUUUUUUUCCCUAUGAUUGUUCUCAGGGUCCUAGAAAAUGUUUCUCAGCCUAAUUUUCAACAAAAGAUGAUAGUGCUUCGAUUUCUGGAGAAGCUUUGUGUUGAUUCACAGAUUUUGGUUGACAUAUUUAUCAACUACGACUGUGAUGUUAAUUCAUCAAACAUAUUUGAGAGGAUGGUCAAUGGACUUCUUAAAACUGCUCAGGGUGUCCCUCCUGGUGUAACGACCACCCUUUUGCCUCCUCAAGAAGCAACACUAAAACUCGAAGCCAUGAAAAGCUUGGUUGCUGUCCUAAAAUCAAUGGGUGACUGGAUGAACAAACAACUGCAGAUUCCAGAUCCUCAUUCAGCCAAGAAAGUUGAAGCAACUGAUAAUGGAACUGAAGCUGGAGGUUUCACCACGGUUAAUGGGAAUGUAGAAGACUCAGUUGAAGGAUCCGAUACUCAUUCUGAAAUCUCUAAUGAUGCGUCUGAUGUUUCAUCUAUUGAGCAACGCCGAGCUUAUAAACUGGAACUUCAGGAAGGUAUAUCACUAUUUAAUAGGAAGCCUAAGAAAGGAAUUGAGUUCCUCAUCAAUGCCAAGAAGGUAGGUGAUUCUCCGGAGGAUAUAGCUGCUUUUCUUAAAGAUGCGUCUGGGUUAAACAAGACUUUGAUUGGUGAUUAUCUGGGAGAAAGGGAAGAAUUAUCCUUGAAGGUGAUGCAUGCAUAUGUGGAUUCCUUUAACUUUGAAGGCAUGGAGUUUGAUGAGGCAAUCAGGGUCUUUCUUCAAGGAUUUAGACUGCCUGGUGAGGCACAAAAAAUUGAUCGGAUCAUGGAAAAGUUUGCUGAACAUUAUUACAAAUGUAAUCCAAAGGUCUUUUCUAGUGCUGACACAGCAUAUGUCCUUGGUUUUUCUGUGAUACUGCUCAAUACGGAUGCUCACAAUCCUAUGGUGAAGAACAAGAUGUCUGCUGAUGAUUUCAUAAGAAACAAUCGUGGAAUUGAUGAUGGAAAAGAUCUGCCUGAGGAAUACUUGAGGUCAUUGUUUGAAAGAAUAUCCAGAAAUGAGAUCAAAAUGAAAGAAAGUGAUAUCGCCCCUCAACAAAGACAGGCUGUGAACCCAAAUAGAAUUUUAGGCUUGGAUAGUAUAUUGAACAUUGUGAUUCGUAAGCGUGGGGAAGAGAGUCAUAUGGAAACCAGUGAUGAUCUUAUCCGUCAUAUGCAAGAACAAUUCAAAGAAAAAGCUCGCAAAACUGAGUCAGUCCAUUAUGCAGCCACAGAUGUUGUUAUCCUUAGAUUCAUGAUUGAGGUGUGUUGGGCACCUACGUUAGCUGCCUUCAGUGUACCCCUCGAUCAAAGUGACGAUGAGGUUGUAAUAUCUCUGUGUCUUGAAGGCUUCCGCCAUGCUAUUCAUGUUACUUCUGUAAUGUCCAUGAAGACUCAUAGAGAUGCUUUUGUGACUUCGUUAGCAAAGUUUACCUCACUGCAUUCUCCUGCAGAUAUUAAGCAGAAAAAUGUUGAGGCAAUUAAGGCAAUAGUUGCUAUUGCUGAUGAGGAUGGAAAUUACUUACAAGAAGCUUGGGAGCAUAUCUUGACCUGUGUUUCCCGGUUUGAGCAUCUACAUCUUCUUGGAGAGGGAGCUCCACCUGAUGCUACAUUCUUUGCCUUUCCUCAGAAUGAUUCAGAAACAAAGCAAGCAAAAUCAACCAUUCUUCCUGUUUUGAAGAAGAAGGGAGCUGGGAGGAUGCAGUAUGCAGCUGCCACAUUAAUGCGGGGUUCAUAUGAUAGUGCUGGAAUUGGCGGUAAUGUUUCUGGAGCAGUCACAUCAGAACAAGUGAACAAUCUAGUUUCUAAUUUGAAUAUGUUGGAACAAGUUGGAAGCUCUGAAAUGAAUCGCAUAUUCACUCGGAGUCAGAAGUUGAACAGCGAGGCCAUAAUAGAUUUUGUUAAGGCUUUAUGCAAGGUGUCCAUGGAGGAACUAAGAUCUCCAUCUGAUCCACGGGUUUUCAGCCUCACAAAGAUGGUUGAGAUUGCGCACUACAAUAUGAACCGCAUCAGGCUUGUAUGGUCAAGCAUCUGGCAUGUUCUCUCUGAUUUCUUUGUAACCAUUGGCUGUUCUGCGAAUCUUUCAAUUGCAAUUUUUGCAAUGGAUUCCUUGCGUCAGUUAUCAAUGAAGUUUCUGGAGCGGGAAGAGUUGGCUAAUUAUAAUUUUCAAAAUGAACUUAUGAAGCCUUUUGUCAUUGUUAUGCGAAAGAGUAAUGCUGUUGAAAUUAGAGAACUAAUUAUCAGAUGUGUCUCUCAAAUGGUUCUAUCCCGUGUCAACAAUGUCAAAUCAGGGUGGAAGAGCAUGUUCAUGGUAUUCACGACUGCAGCUUAUGAUGAUCACAAAAACAUUGUACUGUUGGCUUUCGAAAUUAUGGAGAAGAUUAUUCGAGAUUACUUUCCAUACAUCACUGAGACUGAAACCACCACCUUCACAGACUGUGUGAAUUGUCUAAUUGCAUUCACCAAUAGUAGAUUCAACAAAGAGAUUAGCCUAAAUGCAAUUGGUUUUCUUCGAUUCUGUGCAACAAAACUAGCUGCAGGAGACCUUGGCUCCUCAUCCAGGAAUAAAGAUAAGGAAGUUCCUGGAAAGAUUUCCUCACCUUCACCUAGAACAGGAAAAGAAGAUAGACAAUCUAAUGGAGAGAUGACUGACAAGGAUGAUCAUCUCCAUUUCUGGUUUCCUUUGUUGGCAGGUCUAUCUGAGCUUAGCUUUGACCCAAGGCCUGAGAUUAGGAAGAGUGCCUUGGAAGUCCUAUUUGAAACCUUACGCAACCAUGGAAAUCUCUUUUCCCUACCUUUAUGGGAAAGAGUAUUUGAGUCUGUCCUCUUUCCAAUAUUUGAAUAUGUCCGACAUUCUAUUGACCCUUCAGGGGGUAGUUCACCGGUUAAUGAAGAAGAGACUGAUGGUGAGCUUAAUCAGGAUGCUUGGGUUUAUGAGACCUGCACAUUGGCCCUCCAAUUGGUUGUAGAUCUUUUUGUCAACUUUUACAGCACUGUCAAUCCACUUAUAAAAAAGGUGCUGAUACUCCUGGUAAGCUUUAUAAAGCGUCCUCAUCAAAACCUUGCUGGCAUUGGUAUUGCUGCAUUUGUUCGUUUGAUGAGUAAUGCUGGGGAGCUAUUUUCUGAUGUAAAGUGGUUAGAAGUGGUUUUAUCUCUAAAAGAAGCAGCAAAUGCAACACUCCCCAACUUUUCAUUCCUCGAGAGUGAAGACUUUGUGGCUAGUAAUCAUGAACAUGCUUCAACAACAGCCGGAGAUGAUACCGAUCUUGCCGAGUCUGGUUUGCUAGAUAAUUCAGAAAGCCUAAGAAAUCAGCAUAUUUAUGUUUAUAUCACUGAUGCAAAAAGCCGAGCAGGUGUUCAACUGUUACUGAUUCAGGCGGUGAUGGAGAUCUAUAACAUGUUUCGGUCCCACCUUUCAUCAAAAACCAUGCUAGUCUUGUUUGACGCUUUGCACAAUGUAGCAUUACAUGCGCACAAGAUUAACAGCAAUAGCAUUUUGCGUUCUAAGCUUCAAGAGUUUGGUUCUAUGACCCAAAUGCAAGACCCUCCACUGUUACGCCUUGAAAAUGAAUCAUACCAAAUAUGCCUUACAUUUUUACAGAACCUUGUUGUCGACAAGCCUCCUACUUAUGAAGCAGCUGAGGUUGAAUCUCAUCUUGUUCGAUUUUGUCAAGAGGUUUUGGAGUUUUACAUUGAAGUUGCAGGCUUUGGACAAAAAUCUGAAUCUUCUAAUGGUAGAAAGCCACAUUGGUCAAUUCCUUUAGGCUCUGGGAAGAGGAGAGAAUUAGCUGCACGUUCACCUCUUGUUGUGGCUACUCUGCAGGCUAUUUGUAGUUUGGGAGAUAUUUCUUUUGAGAAGAACCUGUCUCAUUUUUUCCCUCUUCUCUCUAGCCUGGUAAGUUGUGAACAUGGUUCAAACGAUGUCCAAGUUGCUCUCAGUGAUAUGCUUAGUUUAUCAGUUGGUCCUGUUUUGCUUCAGUCAUGUUGAUAAUUUCGAUAAGACUAACCAUGCAAUUUGAGAUAUAGGAUAUUUUUGUUUGAAUCCUUGUUCAUAAUUUUCUCGGCGCCGUCCUCUUGGAUUACAUGUCAAUAAUAUUCUUUGGCAGUGUAUGAAAAGUUGAUAGUAAUUGCGUUAGCUACACCUUCCUAGAGGCUUAAUGUUGUAUUUCCUUUUUCCUUUUACUCAA